Messenger RNA from Pectinophora gossypiella (pink bollworm), 1470 nucleotides. Its product is annotated as catalase-like. The transcript has 2 exons. Gene Ontology annotation, molecular function: heme binding; catalase activity. The coding region runs from base 1 to 1470 and encodes 489 amino acids. Gene Ontology annotation, cellular component: cytoplasm. Gene Ontology annotation, biological process: response to hydrogen peroxide; hydrogen peroxide catabolic process. NCBI's taxonomy places the organism in Eukaryota, Metazoa, Arthropoda, Insecta, Lepidoptera, Gelechiidae. The record is from RefSeq and is a predicted model, not a curated record.
AUGUUACCAACGGAAACACAACUAUUAGAAUUUAAACUGGAACAUCCAAAACCGAUUGGGUUACUUACUCUGAGCUCCGGAUCACCAGUCGAUGUACGAGACAUAAUCAGUUUUAACUCUGAUCUAUUGCGGCAUGACUUUUUCUUUGAUUCUCAAACUCAUACCAGUGGAGAGAGAGUGCCGACACGAGUUGUUCAUGCGAAAGGAACAGCUUACUGGGGACACUUCGAAGUCACACAUGAUGUAUCAAAGUACACGAGCGCUGAUGUGUUCGAUGGUAUCGGGAAAAAGACUCCAGUCUUGUCAAGGCUGUCUGUUGGCAAUCCAGAUCCAGGAAGCUCCGACGUAGCAAGAGAUCUGAAAGGUUUUGUCCUAAAAUUUUAUACAGACGAAGGAAAUCUUGACUUUUUAUGUCUUCAACUUCCCGUUUUUGCUUUCAAUGAUCCCAUAGACUUUGCUCAUUUUACGCGUGCAAUUCAAAGGAAUCCACGAACCAAUGUCCUUAUUCCUACCCAACUAUGGGAUAUAGUUUCUUUAAAACCAAAAGGAUUACUCACUGCUUUCUAUUUGAUGUCAGACUACGGAAUUCCGAAUGGUUGGAGAUACAUGGAUGCCUUCCCUAUUCAUGCUUAUGAACUUAUCAACAAGCACGGUGAUCGAUGGUAUGUCAGAUUUAACUUCAGAACUGAGCAAGGGUUAAGGAAUCUUACGACUCUAGAAGCAGGAGCUAUUCAAGCCACUGAACUUGACUACUUUAUCAGAGAUAUGUAUAAUGCCAUAGAAACUAAAAAUUAUCCUUCUUGGAGGCUAGAAAUGGAUGUUUUAUCUAUCAAUGACGUUCAAAAACUUGAUUACAAUCCUUUCGAUGUGACAAGUCUUUGGAAAGAAGGCACGUACAAGACCGUACCGAUUGGCCGUUUAACAUUAACUAGGAAUUCUGACAAUCAGUUCAGAGAUCAAGAACAGGCGGCAUACAAUCCAGCCAAUUUAGUUCCAGGUAUUCCAGGUCCUGUGGACGCGUUAUUUAGAGGCAGAAGAUUCGCAUAUAGAGAUGAUCAUAACUAUCGUGUUGGACGUAACUUUGACAAGGUCAGUGUUAAUGCGCCUAAAUACUCGAAAUCAUACAUUCGUGAUGGACACCCUCCAGUUUGGGACAAUGAAAGGGAUGCCCCCAACUAUUAUCCGAAUUCAUACAACGGACCGGUACCUUUUGUAGACGAUUUGAGGUCAAGAGAACGUUUGCGAGUGCGAGAGAGUAAUGCAGCGGAUUUACAAAUGGUCUCUGAUUUUUAUAAUCGGUUGGACGAGCCUGCUAAACUACGAUUAGUAGGGAACGUUGUUCUGGCGAUGAGUCAGGCAACAGAACCUACUGUGAGCAGGGUCGUGAAACUGUUUGAGCUCAUUGACGGUGACUUAGCUAGUCGGCUAAUUGCAGGUUUGGUAACCUCACGCAAUCAGAACAAUGGUUAA